Messenger RNA from Tetrahymena thermophila SB210, 1911 nucleotides. RefSeq lists its product as hypothetical. The transcript is spliced from 3 exons. Lineage: Eukaryota; Ciliophora; Oligohymenophorea; Hymenostomatida; Tetrahymenidae. The record is from RefSeq and is a predicted model, not a curated record.
AUGACUUAAAAACUUAUUACAAUUUUAACAUUCUCUGCUCUAAUUUUUUCUUGCUUUGUACAAGGUAAGAUUGAAGUUUAAAAUGAGAAUUUAGAUGAAAUUAUAAAAAAUAUUUAUCAAAAUCUCUAAAAAAACCUCUUUACAAGUGACUAAAACUUUAAACUUUUUCCUUUUCAGCAUGAAACCUAAUAAGGAAUUUAUAAAUCUGACAUAAAGCUAAACUUAAUAGAUCAGACCAAUUCAUACUUUACUCACUUAUUCAGAUAAAAAUUUGGAGUUAUCGAUAAUAAUAUGUUUGUGACAAACUUUAUCCUUUUAGGUUUAAUAGAAGCAUCAGAAUUAGGAUAUCUUGAACUUGACAUGAAAAUAUUUGAGUAAAAUAUUGAAGCCCUAUUAAAAUUCUAAGACAAAAAUUAUGCUCCAAAUGUACCAAUCUACAACUUCUGGACUCAGAUAUAAGUUGAUGGAGUAUGGUAAAGCUCACCUCGUAAUUUAGAAGGAAUUAUGAACGUAUAUAACAAGCUACCCAACUUCAUUUAAAAAAUAGUUGAGUUUUUUGGUUAUAAACCGAGUGAAAUGGUUUAAAUGGUGAAUGCCCUCAGAAUACCUUCAGAUAAUGAUGACAGUGGAUGUAACUUAGCUUUAGGUGCUACUUUAAGAGAAAUUUAAGGUAAGUACUCAACACUCUCUAACAAAUGGGAUUAGUCUAACAAUGACUACAAAACAUUUUAUCAAGUUGUUAAAAAAUAUGCUUACAGACCUUUCGAUACCAACCAUACUUCAAAAUAUGGGACAGACCUAUCAAAUAACAUAGAUCCAAGAACUUUUUAUUACUUAAAGGGAUUUUUAGAUCAAAACUAAAAUACUACAAUUGUAUUAUUUACUACAUGGCUCAUUAACUAAUAAAAUGAAAUAGGAUAUUAAAUGAGCUAGCCUUUCCAUACAAAUAAUGUUGAUCUUACAGUAAAUGCUAAUGCCAUAUUUGGACUUAAUUCAGUUCUUUCAACUAUCUCUAAAGAAGAAGCAGAUGAACUAUUUUUAGAAGAUGAGGAUCUUCGAACUCUCUACAGAAAUUCAACCAAGCUAUUAGAGUAUGGUAUUAACUCUAGAAUAGUCUUAGAUAGAGUUGAUUUAGCUCUAACAUAUUAUCCAUCUGAAUAUAAUUUCUAUUUUUAUGUUGCAAGAAAUGUCCACUUUUUACGUUUUGUAAAAGAAAAAAAUAAUGGAACACUCCCUUAUCCUGAUAUGGAAUUUUGCCUUUAAACUUUAGAAAAUUCUAUGAUUGGAAAAGGUCUUGAUUAACUUUUAGAGUUAGCUCAUGAGUCAGAUUCUGAAGUUUACUGGGAGAGUUUUCUCGGAAAUUACGCUAAUAUUACAAGACACGAAGAUAGACUAUACUCAACUGUAGCAGCAACUAAUGCGCUUUUAGAUACAUUUACAUCUAGCUCUAGUAAUAGAAAAUAAAGAAAAUGGAUUCUAAACACUCCUGUAAAAGUAAAAUUAAUUUUAGAGAAAGCAAUUAGUUUUAUUUCUCGUGUCUACAGUGAUCCAAAUACUUCUUAUGAUAAUGCCUUCUUUUCUGGAAGUGUUAAAGGAUUAGAUUCACUUCCAUUUUUUUAUCCUUUCAAUGAAGUUAGAUAUUUAUCUAACAAUCAAACAAUUGAUCCUCAAAAUCAAGAUUUUAGUGCAAUAAACCAAGAUUUAUUAGCAGUUGUUAAAGGCUAUAUUCCUGACGAAGAAUACUAAAAGUUGCUUAACCUUAAGUGGUUUACCAAAGAAGUGCCUCAAAAUUUUACUGGUUUUAAUGCCCCCAAAGAUGGUUUUCCCUACUGGUCUUCUGAAGCCAUUACCUAGGUUUUCAUUAUUUAAUCACUUGCAAAAUAUUAGUCUGUUUUAAAAAAUGAAAAUUGA